Messenger RNA from Dromiciops gliroides (monito del monte), 7352 nucleotides. RefSeq names its product sodium channel protein type 9 subunit alpha-like. The record is from RefSeq and is a predicted model, not a curated record. Bases 139 to 5625 code for a protein of 1828 amino acids. Gene Ontology annotation, molecular function: voltage-gated sodium channel activity. Gene Ontology annotation, biological process: neuronal action potential; membrane depolarization during action potential; sodium ion transmembrane transport. Lineage: Eukaryota; Metazoa; Chordata; Mammalia; Microbiotheria; Microbiotheriidae. Gene Ontology annotation, cellular component: voltage-gated sodium channel complex; axon; plasma membrane. The transcript has 26 exons.
GGUUAAAGUGGCACGGAGGGCCCCGCCUCUGCAGGCUAAACUCAUUCAGGUGGAGGUGACCCUGCGUGACUUACAGGCAUGGUACCAUGAAUCUCAUAUAAGAAGUGAAGGAGAAGUAAAUUUUUACCAAACAAAAAAAUGGAAAAACCCAACAGACUCACUUACUUCACCAGAAAAUCUCUUGCUAAAGAACACAAAGCUGACAGAAAGAAUGAUGAAGAGGAAGAACUAGAGCCAAGAAGUGAUUUGGAAGCUGGUAAACAGCUGCCAUUUAUUUAUGGAGAUGUUCCUUUAGAAAUGUUGUCAGAGCCCUUGGAAGAACUGGACCCAUACUACAGGAAUAAACAUACUUUCUUAGUAUUGAAUGAAAGGAAAACGAUCUUCAGAUUCAAUGCCAUGCCAGCCUUAUACAUUUUAACUCCUUUCAAUCUUAUUAGAAGACUAUCUAUUAAGAUUCUAAUAAACUUCCUAUUCAACAUGUUUAUCAUGGGCACUUUUAUGAUCAACUGUUUAUUUUUGACAAUGCGUACAUCUCCAGCUUGGGCAAAGGCUCUAAAGUUACCUUUCAUUGGAUUAUAUACUUUUGAAAUAAUUAUAAAUAUCUUGGCAAGAGGAUUCAUUAUAGGACCUUUCACAUUCCUUAAUGAUCCCUGGAGCUGGCUUGAUAUAGUUAAUCUUACAAUUGUAUAUUUGAGCAUAUUUGUAAACCUGGUCAACGAUUCAGCUCUUGGAAUUUUCUCUAUCUUGAGAAUUAUGAAAGCUAUUUCUUUAACUAAAGGCCCAAGAUCUAUUGUAUGGACACUGACUCGGUCAAUGAAGAUGUUUUCAGAGACAGUGUUCCUGAUUGUGUUUUGCCUGAAUGUCUUUGCUGUCAUGGGGAUGCAACUAUUUAUGGGCAAACUGAAGCAGAAAUGUCAGAGAUGGCCUCGAGGAGAGAAAAAUAUCACUGAGACACCAUGGGACAAUGAAGACUAUUUUUAUUAUUUGGAAGGACAAAAGGAUGCCCUACUUUGUGGUAACAGCACAUAUACAGGUGAGUGUCCAGAAGGAUACAUGUGUGUGAAAGCUGGCAGGAAUCCUGAUCAUGGCUAUACAAGUUUUGACACUUUCAGUUGGGCUAUGAUGACCCUGUUUAGAUUAAUGACCUUGGACUAUUGGGAAACCCUUUACCAACAGAUCCUACGUGCUGCUGGGAAGAUCUAUGUAAUAUUUUUUAUUGUCAUAAUUUUUUUCUGCUCCUUUUAUCUGGUGACUUUGAUCCUGGCAGUGAUCAUCACAGCUUAUGAAAAACAGAAUAGAACAACCAAUAAAGAAGCUAAGAAAGUAGAGAUAAAAUAUCAAGCACUGUUAUAUCGGCACAAAAGAGAAGAAAGAAAAGCUCAGGCAAUGGUAGCAGAAGGAAUAGCUGACGAUGAAAAUGUUCUUGAACAUCAAAAUAAAGGACUUUCAAAAAGUUCUUCUGAAACAUCCCAAUGUAUCUCAAACAAAUAUAAUGGGAGAAUGGACCAAAGGAAGAAAAAUUAUCAAGAGGAAAUACCUGAUAGAGAGGAACAAGAAAUUGACCUAAAAUUGCAUCGAUUUGAAACAGAAGACUACAUCAGAAGAAAACUUGGCCAUCAUGGCAGUAAAAAGCAAAGACUAACAAAUAAAAGCAAGUUACCUUCUCCCCAACAGGGAAGGACUACGAGGACAGACCAGACGGAAGAACAAAUAAAUUCUUGCUGUGUUUCUAUGGACAUAUUGGAUGAUCCAACUAUCAGGCAAAGAGCAAUGAAAAGAACCAAUGUUUUAAGUAUGACAGAAAGACUUAGUGAGGACAGGCCUACAUGUACAAACUGGUGGCACAGAUUUUGUAACACAUUUAUGAUCUGGAAUUGCUUUCCACCUUGGUUAAAAUUCAAAGAUUUUAUAAAUACCAUUGUUAUGGAUCCAUUUUUCAACUUGGCCAUUGCCAUCUGUGUAAUUAUUAACAUUAUUUUUAUGGCCAUGGAUCACUACCCAAUGACCUUGAAAUUCCACAGGAUGCUCUCAGUGGGAAACCUGGUCUUUACUGGGAUCUAUACAACAGAAAUGUUUUUGAAGAUAAUUGCUGUACAUCCAUAUAAUUAUUUUCAAAUAGGCUGGAACAUAUUGGAUAGCAUUAUUGUUUUACUUGCUUUAGCAGAGCUGUGUAUAGCAGAUAUUUAUGUUUUAUUAUUUCUGAUACCAUUCAGACUGCUCCGGAUUUUCAAAUUGGCAAAAAUUUGGCCAAGAUGUGAACGGCUGAUAAAGAUGAUUGCUUACUCUGUGGAGGCUUCUCAAAGCUUAUUAUUUGUAUUGUUCUUCACCUGUUUCAUUUUUGCGGUGGUUGGCAUGAAGCAAUUUGGUAAAAACUGCCAGGAACAUUUCUGGAUGACUGGUGUUGACUAUCCACUUCCACAUUGGCACAUGCAUGACUUUCUCCAUUCCUUUCUGAUGAUAUUCCGAGUGUUUUGUGGUGAAUGGAUAGAGCCCAUGUGGGACUGUAUGGAUAUAUCAAGCCCAAGCAAAUGCCUUGCCUUUUUUGUGAUAAUGAUUAUUAUUGGAAAAAUACUGUUACUGAUCCUGUUUGUGGCUUUUUUGAGCUCAUUUAGUUCAAAGAACUUUGCAGCCAUCCAAGUGAGCCCAGAGUCCAAAAAUCUCCAGCUUGCAAUGACGAGGAUUCAAAAAGGAAUACAUUAUGUGGAACAAACUUUACUUGAGCUCAUCGCAAAACUGUUUUCUAAGAAGCAAAUGAUUUCACAUAUCAAAGGAGAGGAAAAUCUAAAUAUGAAGGAGAAGAAGAAUGUCAAAUCCAACUACACAGUUAAUGACACAAACAAAACAUUCCAGAAUGGUAAAGAUAGAAUUCAUAGCACUGGAACCAACUUGGAGAAAUAUGUCAGGAUCAAAAGUGAUUCUCCUUCACUUAUUCCUAAUCCUACUUUCUCAGGAAUAGCACCAAUUGCUUGUGGAGAAUAUGAUCUUGAAAAUGUUUACCCAAAAGAAUUUAGGAAUGAAUUGGACUCUGAAAGCAGUAAAGAGAACCUAAACCAAAAUGAUUCCUCUGAAGAUAGCUUGGCUCCCAUCCUUGCCUCUGGGGAAGAACAAGCAGUGAAUAAACCUCUGAAAUUAGAUGAACCAGGGGCCUGUUUUACAUAUGGUUGUAUAAGAAGGUUCCCUUACUGUGAAGCCAACAUGAAAUCUAGGAAAGGAAAGAUUUGGUGGAACCUAAGGAGAACCUGCUAUCGGACAGUAAAACAUGGGUGCUUUGAGUUUUCCAUAGUUCUCAUCAUCUUGCUCAGCUGUGUUGCUCUGAUCUUUGAAGAUAUAUACAUUGAAAAAAGAAAGACUAUCAAGAUUAUUCUGGAAUAUGGUGACAUGAUCUUCACUUAUAUCUUCAUUUUAGAGAUGCUUCUAAAAUGGAUGGCAUAUGGAUAUAAAACAUAUUUCAGUAAUGUCUGGUGCUGGCUGGAAUUCUUGGUUGUUAAUGUCUCUUUGGUUAGUCUGGUAGCCAAUUAUCUGGGAUACUCAAAACUUGCUGCUCUAAAAUCCCUCCGGAUGCUAAGAAUUUUAUCUGUAUAUGAAGAAGUAAGGGUGGUUUUGCCUAUUUUUUUAAAAGCAGUUCCAUCCAUCCUAAAAGCACUUAUGGUCUGCCUUAUGUGUUGGCUAUUUUUUAGCCUACUGGGAGUAAACUUGUUUGCUGGAAAGUUCUUCAAAUGUGUCAACACUACAAGUGGUGAAAGACUUUCUAGAUCUGUUGUAGCCAAUGCUUCCGAUUGUGAGAUGCUCAUCAACAGUGGGGGAGAUGUGCAAUGGAAAAAUGCAAAAGCAAAUUUUGACAAUGUUGGAAAUGGUUACCUUUCUCUCCUUCAAUUAGCCACCUUUCAAGGAUGGUUGGAUAUCAUGUAUGCAGCUGUUGAUGCAGUUGAUGAAGAAAGUCAGCCUGAGUAUGAGAGCAAUCUCUACAUAUAUCUUUACUUUGUCAACUUUAUUAUCUUCGGGUUAUUCUUCCCCUUGGUCUUUUUCAUUAGUGUUGUUAUUAAUCACUUCAAACAGCAAAUUAAGAUUGGUGGCAUAGGUAUCUUCAUGACAGAGAAUCAGAAGAAAUACUACAAUUCAAUAAAAAAGUCGAGGCAUAGGAAACCCCAAAAGCUAAUACCUCGGCCAGGGAACAAAUUCCAGGGAUAUGUAUUUGACCUAGUCACCACAGAUGCUUUUGAGAUCACCAUUAUGAUACUCAUCUCUCUUAACAUGGUGACCAUGAUGGUGGAAACAGAUACACAGAGUGCCUAUAAAAGAAGCAUUUUGUACCAGAUCAACCUGGUGUUCAUUGGCCUCUUUGAGGGAGAAUGUGUGCUGAAACUCAUCGGCCUCCGCCAGUACUACUUUACCAUAGGCUGGAAUGUCUUUGAUUUUGUGGUGGUCCAUCUCUCCAUUCUGGCUGUAUUACAACCUAAUUUGACAGCUGAAUAUCUCCUGACAUAUGGUCAGGUGCAAGCAAUCCGUCUCAUAAGGUGUGGAGAAAUCCUGAAUUUCAUUAAAAGAACCAAGGAGAAAGAUACACUAAUCUAUGCGAUGAUGAUGUCCCUUCCUACUGUAUUCAAUAUUGUACUUUUGCUCUUCCUACUCAUGUUUAUCUAUGCUAUCCUUGGAAUGUCCCACUUUGCCUAUGUUAAAAAGGAUGCUGGAAUUAAUGAUAUGUUUAACUUCGAAACCUUUAGCAACAGCAUACUUUGCCUCUUCCAAAUUACCACAUUUGCUGGUUGGAAUGGUCUGCUAGAACCAAUUCUUAACACUGGAGCACCAGACUGUGACCCUCAAAAAAUUCACCCAGGAAGUUCUGUGAAAGGAGAUUGUGGAAAUCCCUCUUUGGGGAUUUUAUAUUUUGUGAGUUACAUUAUUAUAUCCUUUCUGGUGCUUGUAAACAUGUUCGUUGUUGUUAUCCUGGAGAUUUGCAGUGUUCUUACUGAAGAAAAUGCUAGGCCUCUGAGUGAGGAAGCUUUUGACAAUUUUUAUGAGGUUUGGAAGCAAUUUGAUCCUAAGGCCACCCAUUUCAUAGACUACAGUCAGCUCUCUGAGUUUGCUGCUUCAUUGGAUCCUCCUCUUCUUAUAGAAAAACCAAAUAAAAUCCAGCUCAUAGCCAUGGAUCUGCCCAUAGUCAGAGGUGAUCGAAUUUUCUGUACCGAUGUCUUAAUUGGUUUUACAAAGUUCGUAAUGGGAGAUAGUGAAGCAUUUGACUGCAUCCAUUUACAAAUGCGUAAGCAGUUUCUGUCAUCGUGCCUUUUCCAAAUUUCCUAUGAACCAGUUACGACCACUAUAAGACGAAAGCAAGAGGAGGUAUCAGCUCUGGUCAUUCAGCGUGCUUUUCGAAAUUUCUGCUUAAAGAAAAAUGUAUUAGGUACAUAUCAUAUCAAAGGUGAAGAUAGGGAGAAGCUGCCUACUAAAGAAGAAACAGUAUUUGAAAAAGUUCGUGAGAACUCAUUUCUAGAGAAAGUAGGUGAUCUGAGCCCUUCUCCCACUUCCAUACCUUUGGAUAGUGGAAUAGAGCAAGGCAGAGAGAAACAUGAAACAGACCAAACAGAAAAGGAAGACAAAGGUAAAAUUGACCUGGAAAAGGAAAAGUAGGAAUUCUAUUUUGUCAGCAACAGGAUACAAUUUAUGAGAAACAUUCUCUGGACAGAACUAUUUUGGUAAAUCUAUGCCAAACUAACUGGUUUUUACCAAAAAAAACCCAAUAAAAAUGAAACAUGAACACAUUGAUGUUUCUAACAAUUUAGUGACUUCACUGACUAUGAUUUAGCAUUAAUGAAACUUUGAUAAGUAUUGUUUGUUUGCACUGCUUCUCUUACAAUAGAGAAAAGAUUUUUUUAAAAAUACUGCUCAGAAUGAUAGGGACCAUGGACUAAUACAAGUAAAAUCUAAAUUUCCUAAAUUUAACCAAAUACAUGAGCAGAAUAUUUGUACUUUUGCCUUUGUCUUCUUGUUAUAACGGCCUUGCCAUUCAUUAUCCACCCACCCACCUGCCACAAUAAUUUCUGUCUGUCUCUCCCUCUCCCUCCAUCCCUCCCUCCCUUCUUCCUUCUUCCUUCUCUCUCCUCUCUCUCUCUCACACACACACAUCAUAUCACAUGACACACACAAAUGUAUACAGUCAGGAACAUAUGCAAUCAUUAAUUUGUUAUUCGUUCUGUUGGUAAAGCAGCAAAUUAAAGUGUUUUAUUGGUUCCCUGAAAUGCAGUGAUCAAAGUACUUACAACUAAGAUUUUAGUUCAUGCUUAAGCAAAUUUGGUAUCAGAAUCUGAGCAUUGUGAAUAAAAAUGGCUUCUCUAGUUUAAAGCACCUACUAUAAUCUAUAAUUUUUAUGCCUUAAAAUCCUAUGGAAUUUUCUUAAUAUGUAGGUGCUGACUUUUAUUCUAUAUAUCAACCAUUUGACCUACACAGUACACAGGUUAUGCCCAAAGGUAUUUUACCCAACAUUCCAUCUUCCUUCUUAUAUUUCCCCUAUAUUCAUAUUUCCCUAUACCUUCAAAAUGAUGUGAAGUCCACUGCCAUCAUAAAACACACAUAUAGUUUUUGAAGCAAGGCAGCAAUCCCUAAGUCUUUUCUUGGUGGUUUUCUAUGUAACCAAAUGCUACAUCUUCCUUCCCUAAAAUACCUCAGAUAUCCCGACUAAAAAUCACUUUAUGACCUGGAUUCUCUUCUCAUCUGUUGAUAUUUCUUAACUAACCUUCAGCUCUCAGCAUGGCUAAGAUUUUAUUCCUCAAUGAAAUCCUUGCUGCUAAUUAACUAGAUAUUUGAUACUAUGGUGUAUGCCUGGGUAAACAGCUAUUACUUGGGCACAGUGUCACAGACAUCAUAUAUAUACUCCCAUAAUGCAGUGCCCUGUACAGCAUAGGUGAUCUAUAAAUAUUUGUCAACAAGGUCCUUCUCAAGCUUUCCCCAGUUAGAAUGAUACAUUCAAAAUCCAUGAAUAUUGGUGAUCUACAGUAUAUAUAUCAAAACUGUAUGUCUUGCCAAACUAUUACUGUAUUUCUCUGCCCAUGGCCCAAAAUUGCAUUAUCAUAACUAUUCUCCUUUUGGGGAGACUCUAUGGAAAUACAACUUUUGAGUUCCUGCCCCCCACUUAAUGUUUCUCUACAGUAAAGUUUCCCACAUGUAUCUGUAUUGUGAAAUUAUGUAACAAUAAAAUGACCAAUAUGGUAAUCAUUAUCUCUUUACCCCUCCUCCCAAAAUAAAACCUUGUGUUUUCUGUUUUAUAUUUACUUAAAUAUGUGCUUGUUUCCCUCAAUAGAAUGUAAGCUUCCUUAAAGUGAGGUCUUUUUCAUAUUGUCUUUCUCUUCCUAAAACAGAGC